Molecule: messenger RNA, 297 nt
Organism: Uncinocarpus reesii 1704
Lineage: Eukaryota; Fungi; Ascomycota; Eurotiomycetes; Onygenales; Onygenaceae
Exons: 1
Coding region: 1-297 (98 amino acids)
Source: RefSeq, a predicted model, not a curated record
AUGGCGCCAGAGCAGCGGCAGAUAGGCAACGGACCCGGGCCUAUCAACGAGCACGCCGCAUAUCUUCGCGAAGCAUGCCACCAACUACAGGACGUGGAAAAAGGCAGACUCGACCAAAUACCAUGGAAAAUAGUUCAGCAAUUCGUCUCAUGCACCGUUGCACUCGCAGGAAAGGUGCAGCAGCAGCCUGCAUUACGCGAAAUCCUGCACCACGUUCAAAACACAGCCAAGUGCACGGAGAACAUCCAAAGAGAUGUGUCAAUCAUUAGGAACUCGACAGGCUUAGACACAACUUGA